UAACGAUAAGUCCGCGGUCACACUGACGUGCAAAAUCAGCUGUUAGCCGCUCUAAUUUUGUUUUUCCGGGGGCGUAAAUUGACAAUUUAAUGUUUUGAACGGCUUCGAAAGCAUUCCGACAUGGACUCUACUGCCACGCGUACUGUGACCUUUGUGUACAACUACAAGGACCAUGAAAACAAAGACUGCGUAGCCCAGCUGGACAUAAAAUUCCCCUUCGACCAGGAGAAUCUGGAGGAGUGUCUGACGCUGCUCCUCAACCAAAUGGAUCCCAUGAUGCGGUAUCUGGACGAGAACAUUAAUUUGGAAAACCAGCUGCAGGAAUUUGUCGACACUGAGCACCAAAAGUUCCUGGACGACUACGCCGAGAAGCUAAUCGGACAGGCGGCCAACGAAGAGCUCGACUUGGAGGCCAUAGUGCGGGACACAGAGCGGCUGUAUAAGGACGAGCUGCUGCAGUUUGCCGAUCGUGUAGGCCCCAGGGACGAGGAUAUAUUUGCGCAGAGUUUCCACCGGCUAGUGCACUCCUCUUCGUUGGAGGAAAUCCUCAAACGGGAACGAGCCUACGCCAAAGUAAUAGCCGGAAUGACGGAGCACAUGGACAGCGAGGUGGAGACGCUCAACACGAGCCAGCAGCAGGAGAUGGACAGUCAGAUCAAUCAGCUGGACAUAACCACCACCUCGGAGGACAUCAACAACCUGCUGGCACAGCAGUACACCACCCAGAACUUUGUGCGCAAGCGCUACGAGUCGGAGCUGGAGGCGAAGAUGGGUCACCAGAAGAACGAAUACCGGGACUGGAUCACGAGUCAAGUGAGCCAAAUGUUUCAGGUCUCGCCGGUGGCCACGCCGCUGGGCAAUCGCUCCUCGAUGUUCGUGUCUCAGCAGCCGUCGAUGGAGGAGAGCUUCACCAUACAUCUGGGCUCGCAGCUGAAGCACAUGCACAACAUCCGCAUUCUCAGUGCAAACGUCACAGAACUAUGCAGUCCCCUGCAUGCCGAGGAGAGCUUAAAUGGCCUGAACAUGGCCCUGGGCCUCUAUUCCAGCUCGCUGUGUGGUGUCGUCGUGCUGACGCCAUCCAUUCAGGCCGAGGCCAACAAGAAUAUCAUUAAGAACGCCAACAGGUCCACAGAGUUUCACUUUGAGCAGAUCGACGUUCAGCUGGAGAAGAUCGAGAAGCAGAUCCGCAGCCUCAGCACCACCGAUUCGAACAGCACUCCGAGCACUGCCAGCAGCAACAGCAGUGCCGAGGGCAGCGCCACGCCCUCGCCCACCAAAAAGCACGUGCCCCGACUGAAAACAGGAGACUUCUUCAUCACAAAGCACUCGAAUUUGUCUCAAUCCCAUGUGAUAUUCCACCUGAUCUCGGACGAGCCCAUCAACAGUCCGAGCGAGAUCAACUCCCGUCAUCCGGUGAUUUUAGGCCUGAGGAACAUCCUGAAGACAGCCAGCAGACAUGACAUCACCACGCUGACGAUACCGGCUCUCUUGCGCCACGAGAUGAGCGAGGACAUGACAGUGCAGUGGUGCAUCAGGCGCGCGGAGCUGGUCUUCAAAUGCGCCAAAGGAUUCAUGAUUGAAUCAGCGUCCUGGGGCGGCGCCGAGCUAAGCACUUUGCAAUUGUUACUGCCGGAUGAAAUAUCGGAGAGCCUGUUCACCACGCUGGCGGGAAUGGUGCCCAGCGUGUUUCAUGUGGCCAAUCCGAAGAUACUCGUCGACACCAGCAGCAAGUCGUAGACUGCGUACGAGAGAACAUUCCUCGAAGAACAUUGAAGAAAAGACUACUUUAGUUUAUUUGUAUGAAUAUACAGUUUAUUCAGAUUCAGAGUUAUAUAUUUAUGUAUAUAUAUGUAUGUAUGUACCUAUAUAUGCUUCGGUAUUCGUCGCCACGCUCAAAAAGUUGUUUACUCGUAAAUUUAACACACUCAGAAUUCUUGUGUAAAUGUUCCUGUAUCAAUUUUUGUCAAUAAUUCAAUUGCAACCUUUUGUUUUUUGUUUCUCAAUUUCCAAACUACAACACUACUGCUCGUACAAUGUGUAAGUACAUAUGUGUGUAGGCAUUUACUAGAUGUAUAUGCAGUUAUGUGUUAGGUAUAGGUAUCAUGUGUAUAUUACUUCCAAAUGGUUUUUAUCCUUUAUCUUUGGUUUCUUAGACCCCUCACCAGCUAUCGCUGAUGCAUUGUCUGCCCGUGUGUUGUGUGUGUUGUCUGUCGUAUGUGUUCGGUUAUCUUUAAUGAUUAUUAUAAUACGGUGUUUCACUGAAUAACUCUGUUCUGUAACUUGUAAAUAUGCAUUUUUGAAAUAUAUAUGUAUAUAUAUAUAUAUAAUAUGUAUUUA
Drosophila pseudoobscura is the source of this 2337-nucleotide messenger RNA. RefSeq names its product protein C12orf4 homolog. The record is from RefSeq and is a predicted model, not a curated record. Lineage: Eukaryota; Metazoa; Arthropoda; Insecta; Diptera; Drosophilidae. The transcript is spliced from 3 exons. Gene Ontology annotation, cellular component: cytoplasm. The coding region runs from base 121 to 1737 and encodes 538 amino acids.